This is a messenger RNA of Salvelinus sp. IW2-2015, 4152 nucleotides long. Lineage: Eukaryota; Metazoa; Chordata; Actinopteri; Salmoniformes; Salmonidae. The record is from RefSeq and is a predicted model, not a curated record.
GAUGCAUUCUGACUGAGUGUAUGCUAGCCUAGCAUACGAUCUGUUAACUGCAUUGUGAGUGGUUUAUUUUUGUUUAUAGGGAGAGUGGGAGCACUAGGUGAUGAUACCUACAUAAGGACGUCAUAACACAGUACGUUUAAAGUCAGAUACUUAUUUCCCAUUGUGGUCCCUAAUAUUAUUAUUAUUGUUAACAUAGAUACAUAUAUGGUUAGGCCUACAAUGAUACAUUACAUAGAUACAUAUAUGGUUAGGCCUAAAAUGAUACAUUACAUAGACAUUUUACYCUCAUGAUACACUAGCACAGGUUGCCGCGCGGUUAAACACUGCUUCCCAUUAAUUUCAAUGGAAGGAAAGCGGUGAGAAGCGGAGAGGGCGGGGGAKCUUUGGGCGGUGUGAAGGUGGCGUKGGAGGCGGUGAAAAAUACACUUUUCUCAACUUUAUGCAAAUCACCAGCGGCGGGCGAUGACCAAUCAUAUCGAGUGGUUUCCAUGACGAAUUUGACGCUAUGCGACCCAAUGCUGGAGACUUUCUUCAAGCAAAGAUGGCUGACAAAAAUACUAGGAUGGAAGCAAAUACGUUUGAGGAAGUUAAAAGUGAUGUUUUUCCCUUUUUCAAUUUUGGAUUCUGCCCUUUUUUGUUUUCCUGGAUCCAGUAGUGGGCGGCAAUACUCCUUUGCAGGUUGUAGUCUGCCCUAAAACCCCACCGAAGAAGAAGAAKAUCUGUGCCAAUCACUGAGUUAUAAAUAAGCGGUGCCAAUCAAUGCAUUAUAUCAUAGAAGAAGAGGAGUCCGUGUUGAGUAAGACUGUUGCAUCUGAUGCAAGACAUUGUCAAACGUUACUAGAGCAUUUUGACUGUCGAAGUCAGGGGUUGUUUUUCCCCGGAGGUCACCUUCCUAGCUAGCUACUACUGGAUGGCUAACGUUAUCCAGCCAGUGAUAUGGAAGUUGGGGCAGACAAAGUUUCAGCUAAAGUUGGCAUGCUAGUUAAGUAGCUUAGUGUUAUUUUUUUCUCUCACUCGUUUCAGUGAGUGUUGUUCGUCUGUAGAUACCUCUCGUAUGAAUAUAUAGCUAGAUGUCAACGUCACCGCUACGUAGUAGCGAGCGGGUUCAUCUCAAUCACAGCUUUCUAGCUUCCUGGUUGUUAGCCGAAGUAAYCUAGCUAGCUAAGGUUAGCGAGCAGUAGCACUGCGUAUGCAAUGGAUUGUCUAUCGGCAUUUCUGUUUUGCUUGAAAGAGGUUGGUUCAUAGUUGCUUUUGCUGGCUAAGUGAAUGUUAUAGGCUAUUGCAUUUUUGUUACGCUUGCAACGUUAAUGUAAAAUAGCUAACUAUCAUUGAAUAAGCAGCAAUAAGCACUUUKAAGUUAUAAAAAGUUGCUAUCUAURUAGAAGAGCGGUCAUCGUGGGACUAACGUUAACAGGUGUUUCAGUUGGGAGAGCUCAGCUGUAUUUGGCUUCAUUCUGCAUUUGCAUUCGGCACUAAAACCGCUAGCUAACCAGCUAUCAAAAUGUUGGUAAUGUAUGAAAAGCUUCCCGAACAGCUUAAGAAAACCUCCCAUGCCAGGAAAGCCGUUAUCCUUCUCGUCGCUGCCUAUGGAAUCAAGAAACUCUACCCCUACUUAUGGGCUAAACUCAGGAAGAAAGUUGGGGGUACACCGCUGCCAGUCCCCCUGAGCUCUAACGGGGUGCUACUGGAGGGGUCAGAGAAACAAGGAAAGAAGAAAAGUAGUAACUCGCCGGCUGUGAACCGGGAGUUUCUGAAGAGGCUAAGUCACCUGCUUCGUAUCCUGUUCCCCCAGCUGUUAUGUAAGGAGUUGGGUCUGCUGGGCUUCCACUCUCUGGCUCUCAUCUCCAGAACCUUCCUCUCCAUCUACGUGGCCAGUCUGGAUGGCAUGAUAGUGAAGACCAUUGUGAAGAAGGACCCCCAGGCGUUUGUGUGGGAGUUGACAAAAUGGCUGCUGAUUGCCGUCCCGGCCACCUUUGUGAACAGCGCUAUCCGUUACCUAGAAGGGCAGCUGGCACUGGCCUUCCGCACGCGCUUGGUAACCCACGCCUAUAAGCUCUACUUCAGUGACCAAACAUACUACCGCGUCAGCAACAUGGACGGACGCCUCGCCAACCCAGACCAGUCUCUGACAGAAGACAUGGUGAUGUUUGCUGGCUCUGUGGCCCACCUGUACUCCAACCUGACCAAGCCAUGUCUGGACGUGGUGGUGACCUGUUACACCCUCCUCAGGACCGCGGAGUCUAAAGGAGCCAACACGACCUGGCCCUCCAUCAUCGCCGGCGUUGUCGUGGGAAUCACCGCCAAGGUUCUGAGGAUGUUCUCGCCGCGGUUUGGUAAGCUAGUGGUGGAAGAAGCACGGAGGAAAGGAGAGUUGAGGUACAUGCACUCACGCAUCAUCGCCAACUCUGAGGAGAUCGCCUUCUACGGAGGACACAAGGUGGAGAUGUCCCAGCUCCAGCGGUCCUACCGCUCCUUGUCGUCCCAGAUCAACCUGAUCCUGUUUAAGCGUCUGUGGUACGUGAUGCUAGAGCAGUUCCUGAUGAAAUACCUGUGGAGUGCUUCGGGACUCGUCAUGGUGGCUGUACCAAUCAUCACCGCAACAGGCUACUCCAGAUAUGNCUCCGAGGAUGUGAAGCAGUUGGCCAUGAAUUUGAAAGAGGAGGACCUAGUGAGUGAGAGGGCUCAGGCCUUCUCCACCGCUAGGAACCUCCUCAAUUCUGCCGCCGACGCCGUCGAGAGAAUCAUGAGCUCUUACAAGGAGGUGACUGAGCUGGCUGGGUACACAGCCCGUGUGCACGAGAUGUUCACUGUGUUCGAGGACGUGCGUGCGGGCGUGUUCCGUCGCUCUGCGGGGGAAGUGGAUGAGCAGACGGGUGGAGGAACACAGCUGGUGCAGCACGGCAUGAGGGUGGAGGGACCAAUCAUGAUACGAGGUCAGGUGAUAGACGUGGAGAAGGGCAUCAGCUGUGAGAACCUUCCCAUCAUCACACCGACAGGAGACGUUGUAGUGUCCAGCCUCAACAUCAAGGUGGAGGAAGGGAUGCAUCUGUUAAUAAGGCCUAACGGCUGUGGGAAGAGCUCUCUGUUCAGGAUCCUCAGUGGUCUGUGGCCAGUCUAUGGAGGGGUUCUCUACAAACCACCACCCCACAUGUUCUACAUACCUCAGAGGCCGUACAUGUCAGUGGGAACCCUGCGAGACCAGUUGAUUUACCCAGACACCGAGACAGAGAUGGAGGAGAGAGGAUUUACGGACCAGCAGCUAGAGGGGAUCCUCGGAACCGUCAACCUGGUCUACAUUCUGGAGAGGGAAGGAGGGUGGAGUGCAGAAAGUGACUGGAAGGACGUGUUGUCAGGAGGAGAGAAACAGAGGAUUGGGAUGGCACGGAUGUUCUACCACAGGCCUAAGUAUGCMCUGCUAGACGAGUGCACCAGCGCAGUCAGCAUCGACGUGGAGGGAAAGAUCUUCCAGGCAGCAAAGGAUGCUGGGAUAGCWCUGCUUUCGAUAACCCAUCGACCCUCCCUCUGGAAGUACCACACCCACCUGCUUCAGUUUGACGGCGAGGGCGGCUGGCGUUUCGAGAAGCUGGACGCCUCCACACGUGUCUCUCUACAGGAGGAGAAACAGAAGCUGGAGUCUCAGCUCUCUGGGAUACCCAAGAUGCAACAGCGCCUGUCGGAUCUCUGCCGCAUGCUGGGGGAGGACGCCACCCUGUCAGGAACCGGAGGAGAGGAAGCGGGGGAGGAGGAGGAGGAGGAGGAGAAACGGGAGGAGGAGGAAGAGAAGGAAGAGUGAUGAACAAGGACAAUAGAAGGAUGAUGAUCAUCGGAUGGAUGGAUGGAUGGRUGGRUGGRUGGAUGGRUGGGUGGRUGGGAAUGAAAGACAUUUCKGCCCUGUCYAGAAACAACCCCCUGGGGCAUUUGUCCCCUCGGCAAGGUGGAGCUGUACUCAUAUUGUUACUAACAGGUCCAGUCCUUUCAAAUCCUCUGGGUUGCUCAGACCAUAGGGUCUAGGUCCAAGAGGCUGGGUCUAAUAGUGUAUAAUGACGUUCUGGACUUCCAACCAAUCAGAUGUGGCUGUUAAAGUGGAAACUAAAACUGAGCAGCAAUUGACUAUCUCAGCAGUAUGGGAGAGGAAGUGUAGUGGGAGGAGGA